This is a messenger RNA of Chenopodium quinoa (quinoa), 2449 nucleotides long. RefSeq names its product protein ABHD18-like. Lineage: Eukaryota; Viridiplantae; Streptophyta; Magnoliopsida; Caryophyllales; Amaranthaceae. Bases 1069 to 2154 code for a protein of 361 amino acids. The transcript is spliced from 5 exons. The record is from RefSeq and is a predicted model, not a curated record.
AUAGAAAUAGUUUCUCUAUUUUUUAAUAUAUAUUAUUUUUAUUUUUUUAAAAUAAUAUUCUACUAACUUAUGAUCCUUACAAUAUACCCCUUACUUUCUUCUCUCUCUUCAAACUUAUACCUCAUUAGUCAUUACCUAUUUUUUUUUUUAAUAAAUUUAACUAAUCUUUCUUAAACUCCGUAAAGAAUAUAAAGGAAUAAAAAAGCAAGACUACUAUUGAAAAUUUCCCUCAAAUAAUUUUAGACUAAUUGUGUCAAAAAAAAAAAAAAAAAAAAAUUAGACUUAAAAGAAUUUGACGACCAACCGACCCACCACUAACCGAACAACAAUUAUUCACAUAAACACAAAAUAGUGAAAUAAGGCAUAUUCGAAUAAUAAUUCAAUCAAAUGUUAUCCAUAAUUAUUUUUUACUUCGUACGAUAUGAUGUUGACCUUUAACCCAUCAACUAUCAGAGCCUGACGUGUUGCCACGUGUCGUCAUAGUGGGUCCCAUCUUCUUCUCCUUUCUGCCAAUCCAUUUCUUUACCAGUUUUUUUUUCCCUCUGCCCCUUGAAUUCGACUUCUAUCUCCUUUUCUUUCCCAACAAGAAAGUUUUUCAAAUUAAACUUCAAUUCAUUUCAAGUUAAUUGUUAAACAUUGAAUUUCUUCCAUUUUAUUCACUAUUCCAGAUCUAGUGUAUUAUGAGCUUCCAUAAUCUGGGUUUUUUACCAGUUAUUGAAGUGUAAAUAUUUCUGGGUUCAUUCCAAAUUUGUUCAAAUUGCUCUAAAUUUGGAAUAUUUGGUGAAGUAUUUCGUGGGGUUGUAUCAAAUACACUGAGAUUGCAUCUGGGUAUGAUUCUGCAUUGUUAUUAUAGGAUAAGCUUUUCUUGGUUCAAUCCAAAUUGAUUAGUGUAGGUCAUAGUUGAUAUUCUUGGGUGAAUCAUGAUAAUAACAUGGUCAUUAUUAUUAUUUUUAUUAUAAUUUAGGAUAAGAUCGAAGGGUUCAAUACAAAUCAAUCGCCCAAUUUGUGUAAAAAAUUGGAUUUCUGGGUGGUUUUUUUUUUUUUUUUUUCCUGAGAAUUGUUUGAAAAAUGGUGGCAGUGAAAGUGAAACUGGGUAUGUUACACUAUGUAUUAGACCAUGUAUAUGGUGCAUUUGUGCACAGAACAAGAAUAAGCCCACUAUUUUUUUCAAGAGGUUGGGGUGGAACCAAACUUGAAUUGCUAGAAAGGCUAAUUAAGCAACUUUUCCCAGAAAUUGAAGGCCAGAAUUGGCCGCCUCAGUUGAUUCAACCAAGUUGGAAAACUGUUUGGGAGACGAAAACUGCUUGUUUGAGAGAAGGGGUUUUUAGAACUCCUUGUGAUGAACAGCUUUUGAGUGCAUUGCCCCCUGAAAGUCAUGUUGCUAGGGUUGCUUUUCUCACUCCUAAGUCGUUUGAUCCGGAGAAGAUGGCCUGUGUGGUUCAUCUUGCAGGCACUGGGGACCACACUUUUGAACGGAGGUUGCGUUUAGGUGGACCGUUGCUAAAGGAAAAUAUAGCAACUAUGGUUCUUGAGAGCCCUUUCUAUGGACAGAGGCGUCCCAUGCUUCAAUAUGGCUCAAAACUUCGUUGUGUAAGUGAUUUGUUGCUAUUAGGAAGAGCAACUAUAGAUGAAGCUCGGUCUCUUUUACACUGGUUAGAUGAGGAAGGGUUUGGCAAGCUUGGUAUAUGUGGGCUUAGCAUGGGUGGAGUGCAUGCUGCAAUGGUUGGAUCUUUGCACCCUACGCCAAUAGCGACCCUUCCAUUCCUCUCCCCUCAUUCUGCUGUUGUAGCAUUUUGUGAAGGUGUUCUGAAGCAUGCAACUGCAUGGGAUGCAUUGCGAGCUGAACUUGAAGUACAACAGGAUUCAUUGACUCAAGAAGAUGUCAGACAGAGGAUGAGAGAAGUGCUGUCUCUCACAGAUGUUACCCGCUUUCCAAUUCCCAAAAAUCCUAAUUCAGUUAUAUUUGUUGCUGCUACUGAUGAUGGGUAUAUACCAAAUCACUCAGUGUUGGAGCUUCAGAAAGCUUGGCCAGGAUCAGAAGUGAGGUGGGUUAAUGGCGGGCAUGUAUCAUCUUUCAUUCUUCAUAAUGGUGAGUUUCGCAGGGCGAUUGUUGAUGGACUUGACAGAUUAAAGUGGAAGGAAUCUCCCUUGUGACAAAUACAAUAGCAAUUAUUAUGUUCAAAGUAACAGAUCUGUAAACUGUAAAUUUUAUUCUUUCUGAUUUUCUAUUUUUUUUUUCUCUAUUUGAAUGGAAAAAAAUAGGGAGAACCCUUUCAUAAAGAAAAAAAUUAGGGUAUCCACUUUACAUGUCCUAAGUUAAUUUUUUCCCCCCUUUAGUCAUUGCUGCUUUACCAGAGGGGAUGUGCACGAACUGGUAACUGAACUGUAUCAUUUGAUCAGUUGGUUUAAACUGAGCAUAAUGGCCUUCCUUUCAGUUGAAUUUUCCCUA